This is a messenger RNA of Plasmopara halstedii, 1299 nucleotides long. RefSeq lists its product as uncharacterized. The transcript has 7 exons. Gene Ontology annotation, biological process: endoplasmic reticulum to Golgi vesicle-mediated transport; Golgi organization. The coding region runs from base 1 to 1299 and encodes 432 amino acids. Lineage: Eukaryota; Oomycota; Peronosporomycetes; Peronosporales; Peronosporaceae. The record is from RefSeq and is a predicted model, not a curated record. Gene Ontology annotation, cellular component: Golgi apparatus. Gene Ontology annotation, molecular function: small GTPase binding.
AUGUGGUCUCGACUGGCCGAGGGCAUAGCUGACAUCGUCGCUCCCGAGGAGAUUGAGCUAGAACAUGAGAAGGAAAAGCAGCUUAAUGGCCAUUUGAACGCAGUUGUGGCACCUUCGCCGCAUCUAACUACAGCCAACGAAGCGGACGAGCAGGAGCAGUAUAUCUGCGAGCUUGAGCGUGCUCUGUUACAGCGAAAAAAACAAAACGAAGCCUUGGAAGAAAAAGUGCUAGAGACUAGAGAAGAAGUUCAGCAGCUAAAAAGUCUUCUGAAAGCGCAGGAGGUAAGCAUUUCCGAACAGAAGAUCAUUAUUGAUAAUUUUCAAAUUGUUAGACAAGACGAAAAAAGAGCAGAACGAUUCGAUACAGAAUGUGAUAGUGAUCGACUUGUGCAAAAGUUACAGGAAUCUCAAGCUGAGACAGCCGCUCUGAGGACGCAGUAUCAUGCUCAAGAAAAGGAACUUAUUGUGCUACGUGACCGAGUUGACGAACUAGAGGCUGCCAAUGAGACAUUACGUGAUGACGACCGAGAGGCUCGUUUGAGAGCUGUUGAGUAUGAGCAAGGAUACAUGAAUUUAUUAGCUGAAAUGGAUAAGCUCAGGACGACAAACGAAAUGGAAAAGAAGCUUGAAGAUUUAAGCUUGGCUGAAAGUCAGAAAGUGUAUGAUCUGGAAGCUCGAUUAUUGGCGUCGGAAGCAGAUAAGGCAGUUGCCCAAAACGAUGCUGAGAGACUGUUACGAAAUUUAAAUGCUCUGGAAGGAGUCCUUCAUCAAUUUCAAGUAGACAGCAAGUCACGUAAAGAAUAUGUGGCUACGAUAGAAGCAGAACUUGAACAGAUGAAGAAAGAAUUGCGAACUCGACAGACUAAUUUGAAGCCUAUGGAAGAAGAAGCAAGUGAGCUACAGCGUGUAAAAGAAGCAUUGGAGAAGAAGACUCGUGAAUGUGAUCAGCUUCGGGAGGCACUUGAAAGCACUGCAAUGCAUUACAACUCAGGACGUGAAGUUCUGAACAAAAGUCUUGCUGCUCAACUGGUGGUGGCAUAUGUUGAUAGUACCAAGAAGGGUGAAAUCCUUCAGUUAAUGGCGCGGAUGAUGGACUUCACUGAAGAGCAAAAGCGCAGAGUUGGUUUAAGCUGCCCUAUUCAAGGUAAUGGAGGUGGAGGACUUUUUUCAUCGAUUAUCGGGCUUGUAGCUCCAGAUGAGAGCGAGAUUGUUCCCGUUGAUCCAUCUGCGAUCGAAGGCAAGAGUUUUGCAGAUAUGUGGUCGCAAUUUUUGCUCGACGAAGUGUCGAAAGGAAAGUAA